UUUGCUUCCUUCCAUACAAAACCAAACUUCUCUCCUUCAUCGAUCUUGAUAGAAUUUCUUUCAUUCAAAAUAAAAAUGUCAAAGCAUUGAAAAUACUACCAACCACAGCGUCAUUUCAUUCACUAUAAAUAAGUAACAGCCUUUGCUUCCUUCCAUACAAAACCAAACUUCUCUCCUUCAUCGAUCUUCCCAAAAUGGCAUUUUCUUCACAUCAUAUUCUCUUCAUAGUUUCGGCUUUGAUCUUUUCUGUGAUAAAUCCUGCAGAUUGUGCCACAUCAGAUGGCCCUUUCAUCCAUUCUAGAGCGGCAUACUACCCAAAUUCUGAUGACAAAGGAUCAGAAACUGGGAGAUGUGGAUAUGGCUCAUUUGGAGCAACGAUUAAUAAUGGAUAUGUAGCAGCUGCAUCUGAUCUUUACAGAGAUGGUGUAGGCUGUGGUGCUUGUUACCAGGUGAGGUGCACCAAUAGCAAGGAUUGCUCAGAUGAAGGAGUGAAUGUUGUUAUAACUGACCAAGGUUCAAGUGAUCGAACAGACUUCAUUAUGAGCAAGAAAGCCUUCAGGAAGAUGGCUCAAUCUACAAAUGCAGAAACAUCUUUACUAUCACAAGGAAUUGUAGAUAUUGAAUAUAGAAGGGUUUCAUGCAAUUACCCGAAGAAUAACAUCACCAUCAAGAUAGAUGAGAGCAGUGACUACCCGUAUUACCUUGCUUUUGUCAUAUGGUACCAACAAGGCCAAAACGACAUUACUGCUGUGCAACUAUGUGAGACAAAAAAUUUCGUUUGUAAACUGUUGGAUAGAAGCUAUGGAUCAGUUUUCACAACAAACUCUCCACCUAGUGGAUCAUUGUCUUUAAGAAUGCUAUUUAGUGGUGAAGAUGGAGAUGAAAAAUGGGUUGUUCCGGUUAAUAUAAUACCUGAGAAUUGGAAGAAAGGAGACAUAUAUGACACAGGGGUACAAGUGGAAUAAGAAACUAAUUCAUCAUACCAUCAAAAUACCAGAAGUUUAUUAUUGGAUUGUAGGAUAGUGUUAAGAGAUUAUCAUAAGUAUUGAUGUUGUGGUUAUUUAUUCUCUUCUUUUUUUUGUUUAAAAGUUGUACCAGUUUAAUUCGUUAUCCUGUACUCUGUAACAAUUGACCAAGCUACAGUAAAAGUGUAUCCAUUUAUUUUAAGCA
Molecule: messenger RNA, 1170 nt
Organism: Lactuca sativa (garden lettuce)
Lineage: Eukaryota; Viridiplantae; Streptophyta; Magnoliopsida; Asterales; Asteraceae
Product: expansin-like B1
Cellular component (GO): extracellular region
Source: RefSeq, a predicted model, not a curated record